Messenger RNA from Auxenochlorella protothecoides, 390 nucleotides. RefSeq lists its product as hypothetical. Bases 1 to 390 code for a protein of 129 amino acids. The record is from RefSeq and is a predicted model, not a curated record. The transcript has 2 exons. Lineage: Eukaryota; Viridiplantae; Chlorophyta; Trebouxiophyceae; Chlorellales; Chlorellaceae.
AUGCAAGGACAAACCAACAAGCGCUGGGCUCCUGACAGGCAAAAUGCCAAGAUGCACUCUGAUUGCUACCUACGACAACCCACCCUAGGCCAUGCUCCCACCCUCCCCCUCGUCAACCCCCCAGACCCCACCACCAGCACCUGCUGCAGGAUGGCGCCGUGCACCUCCUUCUGGAUGGUGAGCUUGGUCUUCAGCCGCAUGGAGUGUGGCUCUGUCCAGAUGAACCCAGCGUCCACCAGCUUGACCUUGUUCAGCCCAGUGACGCGCUUGAUACAAAAGGCAGUUCACACACAUGGACGCUGCAUUGGGCAGGAUGCUCACGCCGCACAGGCAGCACGACCUGCGUGGGCGUCGGAGGGAGGAAGGGUUGGUGGGUUGACUAGUGAGUAG